Messenger RNA from Cyphellophora europaea CBS 101466, 1056 nucleotides. RefSeq lists its product as uncharacterized. Bases 1 to 1056 code for a protein of 351 amino acids. Gene Ontology annotation, molecular function: hydrolase activity. The transcript has 5 exons. The record is from RefSeq and is a predicted model, not a curated record. Lineage: Eukaryota; Fungi; Ascomycota; Eurotiomycetes; Chaetothyriales; Cyphellophoraceae.
AUGACUGAACUUGGGCCGGUCUUCAAGGAAUGCUGCGAUAUAGUUGGUAUUCCGACCAGUUCUCCCUUCCUGAGAGGAAUCGGCAUGUCACCACUCUCCUGUAAGGAUAGCGCUGUGGUUGAUGGCGGAUUUCGAGCCUUCUAUAACGAUAACCUCUGGUACUACCCCAGUGCGGCAACUCGAGACAAUCUUGCGUUGAAAGUACCGUGGGACAGAGCUGACGCUGUCCUGAAUCCUUCUGAGGCACUUAUCAGUGAUGCGAUACCAGUACACUCACUGGGGCUCAAAAUUAAAGUCAGGGAAUAUGGCCCGGUGGCUAAACCGCGUCAGAUAUUGAUAUGGCUUUGGGGCGGUGAUGUAGAGAGCGAUGCAAACGUACUUCAAAAGCUACGCAAAGCACUGGGUUUCCCUAUUAUCUCUAUAGGCUACACUCGAGCGCCCUUCCCUGCUCCUCUUCAAACAACUUGCGAUGCUAUCGACUGGGUUAAGGCUCAGUAUGGGGCAGCUGACGUUGUUAUCGCCGAUUUUUCUAGUGGCGCUGACCUCGCAAUCGUUGCUGCAUUACAUCGAUAUAGCAAUUGUAUUCGGGGAGUGUGCCUUAUUGCACCAUCUCUUGACAACACUGAGGGUGCGCAGCACAGAUACAAAGGUGCAUCUCCUUGGUUCACCCCAGAACGUAUGGAUCCAAGCCAUACUCCGAACGAGGUCCUCAGCAGAAGUGCUACAAAGUUUGACGUGUCGAUGUACAUCAUGGGCGCCGAUAUUUUAAGAGAUGAGGACGAAGGCUUCGUCGAACGUCUGUUUCAGCACGUAUACCAGAUACGAAGCAAGCUGUACCAUGGAUACCCUCACAUGGCUCUGAAUAUACACAGGGUGUUGGGCUAUGAGCUUCUGACCGACCCGGUGAAAGAUAUUCAGGCAAUGCUUGCCCACAAUCUGUGCCCGGGAUGCCUAGAAGGGGGAAUGGAUCACCAGUUUGAGGAUCGAUUUGUCACUACUACUGAGCUACUGAAAUUUCGAUUGGAUGGCGCAUCUAAACCACUCGGCUCGGGGUAG